Messenger RNA from Acanthoscelides obtectus, 588 nucleotides. NCBI's taxonomy places the organism in Eukaryota, Metazoa, Arthropoda, Insecta, Coleoptera, Chrysomelidae. The record is from the annotation of a GenBank genome assembly.
AUGAUAUUAGAAAAUGCAAAACAAAAUUACAAUCUAAGCAGAUUGGAGGAAACUGACAAUCGUAAUAAAACUGUCAGGGACAUAAUAAAUCUAACAACAGGCAGUUUGGCUUUAGGGAAUACAAAACGACAACAGAUGUCAGUCAAUUGUAUAAGCCAGUCCUUUGAAACUAAACCAGUCAGUACGGUUGGGAAAACAACUAAAACUAAAUUUCUGGGUAUUAUGUUGGACACUAGUCUGUUGUAUACUGACCAAUUGGUUUCCAAUUAUAAAAGAAAAACCAAUAGAGGUGCAUGGAAUGAGAAGAACAUGGAGCGAGCGUUGCAGGCUGUAGCAGAAAAGCACAUGGGUUGGUUAAAGGCUAGCAGGCAUUUCCAAGUGCCCCAGGCAACACUUCGCCGCCGGGCCAUGAAUCUAAAUAAAAUAGCUGUUGGUACAAGAAAGCAUCUUGGCAGACAUGAAACAACCUUAAAUCGAGAACUAGAAGAGGCUCUAGUGGAGCAUAUGCUAGCACUGGAAGCUAGAUUUUUUGGCUUAACGACCGUAGAUGUCCGUAUUUUGGCAUAUGAAUUUGCAGUGAGCAUUUAG